This is a messenger RNA of Sceloporus undulatus (fence lizard), 6775 nucleotides long. It is a transcript of the gene WDR36, whose product is annotated as WD repeat domain 36. The coding region runs from base 103 to 2796 and encodes 897 amino acids. The record is from RefSeq and is a predicted model, not a curated record. Gene Ontology annotation, cellular component: small-subunit processome; Pwp2p-containing subcomplex of 90S preribosome. The transcript has 23 exons. Gene Ontology annotation, molecular function: protein binding. Lineage: Eukaryota; Metazoa; Chordata; Lepidosauria; Squamata; Phrynosomatidae. Gene Ontology annotation, biological process: rRNA processing.
UCUGUACCGGAAGUGUGGCCUGGGACCACUCCGCGUGGCCUUGUGUUGCCGCUGCUGCAGCGUGUCUCUUCUCCGCGUCCCUCUGGCCCUCGAGGCGAGGCGAUGAUGUCGCCGGAGGAGGCAGGGUCCGGGGGCAGCGCGCUCUUCGCGGGGUUCCGGGCGCUGGGCCUCUACUCGGGCCCUUUGGCCCACGUGCUCCGCUUCCACCGCCGCCACCGAGAGUUCUACCUGGCCGCCGCCGUCGGGAGGAGCUUCCACACUUACAACGUAAAGAAGCUAGGCAUAGUUGCAGUUAGCAAUGCUUUGCCAGAGAAUAUUACAUGUCUGGCAGCUGACAGAAUGUUGGUCUUUGCAUCAUGUGGUAGCUUUCUCUAUGCUUUUGCUCGGAACAAAGAGGUUGUUCAUACUUACAAAGGACACAAGGCAGAUGUUCAUCUUGUGCUGCCAUUUGGUGACCAUGUAAUCUCUGUUGAUAGUGAUAAUGUUCUUAUCAUUUGGGAUAUACAGUCAGAAGAAGAGUACAUGCAGUUGAAUUUUGACAAGAGUGUGUUUGCUGUUUCUGCACUAAUGCACCCAAGUACCUAUUUGAAUAAAAUUCUUCUUGGUAGUGAACAAGGAAGUUUACAGCUGUGGAACAUAAAAUCCAACAAACUCUUAUAUACAUUUCCAGGGUGGGGUGGAGGAGUUACAGUCCUUCAACAGGCUCCAGCUGUGGAUGUUGUUGCUGUAGGUCUUGUAUCUGGUCAUAUCAUAGUGCAUAAUAUUAAGUUUGAUGAAAUGCUGAUGAAAUUUCAACAGGAUUGGGGUCCCAUAACUGCAAUAUCAUUCCGUACAGAUGGACAUCCAGUUAUGGCUGCUGGAAGUCCAGUUGGACAUAUUGGGUUGUGGGAUCUAGAAGAGAAGAAACUUCUGGGCCAGAUGAGAGAUGCACAUUCUACAGCAAUUUCUGGUCUGUCAUUUGUCCAAAGAGAGCCACUUCUCAUUUCUAAUGGUUCAGAUAAUGCUAUAAGGGUGUGGAUCUUUGAUGGCCCUGGUGGAACUGGGAGAUUGCUGAAAUACCGAAUGGGGCACAGUGCACCUCCAACAAAAAUUAGGUAUCAUGGGCAAAAUGGACAGCAAAUACUUAGUGCUGGCCAAGAUAGUACCUUGCAGUCAUUUUCCACUGUGCAUGAAAGAUUCAAUAAAAGUUUAGGGCGUGGUUCCAUAAAUAAAAAGAAAUCAAAAAAGAAAGGCCUUCAGUAUGACACGAUGGCACUUCCACCGAUUACAACAUUUGCAUCAGAGGUUGCCCGCCAGAGUGACUGGGAUGGGAUCAUUGCUUGCCAUCAAGGUUAUGUAACAUGUACUACCUGGAAUUACCAGAAAACGUCAAUGGGAAUCCAUAAAUUGAAGCCAAAAGACUUCAGCAAAAAUAAACCUCUUGGUGUAUAUGCAACAGCAGUAGAUAUCACUUCCUGUGGAAACUUUGCUGUAAUUGGACUUACAACAGGGCAUGUGGAUAUAUACAAUAUGCAGUCUGGCAUUCAUAGAGGACGCUAUGGCAAAGAAAAAGCUCAUGAAAGCUCUAUAAGAGGAGUCGCAGUGGAUGGAUUAAAUCAGUUGACAAUCACAGCAGGAAGUGAAGGAUUGAUCAAAUUCUGGAAAUUCAGGACUACAGACCUUGUCCACUCUACUAAUCUCUUCGCUUCUCCCAGUAAAAUGUUGCUUCACAGAGACAGUGGCAUUCUGGGAAUUGCAAUGGAUGAUUUUGGCAUUAUAGUUCUUGAUAUAGAAACAAGAAGAAUUGUGAGAAGGUUUUCUGGGCACCAAGGCCAGAUAAAUGACUUGGCUUUCAGUCCUGAUGGUCGUUGGCUAAUAACUGCAUCUAUGGACUGCACUAUUAGAACUUGGGAUCUACCAUCUGGAUGCCUUGUGGACAGUUUCCUUGUAGAUUCAGCACCAGUAAGCAUCAGUAUGUCACCUACUGGAGAUUUUCUGGCUUCUUGCCAUGUGGAUGAUCUUGGAAUUUACUUAUGGUCUAAUCGCUCCUUGUAUUCACUUGUCUCCUUGCGCCCACUUCCAGCAGAUUAUGAGCCAUCUGUUGUAAUGCUUCCUGGAACCAGCCCAUCUCAAGAUGUAGCAGUUACAGAAGAGGAAGAGACAACUGAUGAAAUGGUAGAAUAUGAUUCUCCAGAUCAGCUGGGGGAAGCGUUAGUGACUCUUUCUACACUGCCAGAAUCUAGAUGGAAGAAUCUGCUCAACCUUGAUGUUAUAAAGCAAAAAAAUAAACCCAAAGAACCACCAAAAGUGCCAAAAUCUGCACCAUUCUUCAUCCCUACAAUUCCUGGUCUUGUACCAAGAUAUGCUUCUAUUGAACAUGAAAAAGAUGGACAACAGUCAAAGAUAGUAGAUCUUGGAGUAUUGGCACAGAAAUCUGAAUUCCACAUGAAACUUGAAGAAGCCCUGGGAAACAGCAACUAUGAAUCUCCAAUUAGUUUUCUGAAAGACUUGGGACCAUCUAACAUUGAGACAGAACUGCGAGGCUUGUCACCUGAUGGUGGUGGAUCCAUUGAGGUGAUGCAGAGCUUUCUAAGAAUGACUGAGGCAAUGCUGAAUACUAAGCGUGAUUUUGAAUUGGCUCAAGCCUACCUUGCAUUAUUUCUCAAGCUGCACUUUAACAUCCUUUCCUCAGAGCCAAGUUUACUGGCUGAAAUAUCAAGGCUGUCGCCUCAACUGGAGGAAAUCUGGAUACAUUUACAGACUCUUUUCAACCAAAGCCUUUGCAUUUUAAAUUACAUUAAAACUGCUUUGUUAUAAAUUUAUCUUUUGUACUGUAAAAAUCAGGACAUUGACUAUAAUGGGCCCUUGUAUCCUCUGGGGUUUAGUUCCAGGACCUCCACCCCAUGGAUUUCAAAAUCUGUGGAUGCUCAAAUCCUAUUAUAUACAAUGGUGGCAUAGUAAAAUGGUGUUCCUAAUUUAAAAUAGCAAAAUCAAUGUUUGCUAUUUGGGAUUAAUAAACUUUUGGAAUAUUUUCAAGCCUUGUAUAGUUGAAGGCAUGGAUAAAGAAUCCAUGGGUGUGGUGGGCUGACUGUAUCCAGUUUCUUGUAUAAAAUGUUUCUAAUGGUGGAUAUUAUACAUCAGGUUUUUUUGAAAUCGGUUGUACAAUUUGAUUUCAUUUUGUUCAAAUUUAAAUAUGACUCUGUGAUGUCUUCACAAGUUUGCAAUGAUCAUUUUCUAUUUAAAUAUUGCAAAGAUAGUAAAGUGCCAGUCCUACAUUAAGCCAUAUUUAAUUUGAUAAAACACUCAAAAUAAUAAAUACAGAUUGCAAUUUCUUAAGAACUGGUGUCUUCAGAAUGAUCUGGGAAUGCCUAAUGCUGGGCAGAUGUAAACCUGAUGAGCAGUCUUUCAUGAAAGAGUGAAAGGCAAUAAAAAUGGCGUGUGGUAAAGAUAUAAAUGUCUGUAUGCUGGAAAACAUUGCUUUUGUGGGUUCAAGAGAUAGGUGCAAUAUCCAGUUGUUUCAGAUGCAAUCUUGUACAUGCUUAUUUGAGAAUAGGUUCCUUUCGGCCUUAUGUAUAGAAUUGCAUUGCUAAUGAACAAAUACUGUUGUAAGGUCUAUCACUUUAAACUAGUCUGGGCAGUGUCAUAAAUUCUAGGUAGCACAAUGGACAUUAUGUCUGUAUAUACUGUAAUUCAGGUUUGUGUUUCUAAUUUUUUUAAAAAAAAUGCUAAUGUAGGAGCAUCAACCACUGAAGGCUAUCCACCCCAUUUUAAGUGUCCAUUGGAUAAUAUAUGCAAUAUUGUUGAAUAAAUACUGUCCAGGAAGAAAGCUGAAAAAUCAUUUGGAACCAUUUAGGAUUAAAUCAUGGGGCAAGCAACUGUUUUGCUCAAGGGUUUUGUUUUUCAAUUUUGCCUACAGUAAAUGAUAACAUUUUCAGGUUAUCUCCAAAAUCAAAACCAUCAGACUUUGAUUAAAAUAAUUCUUGGAGCCUCAUGUUAUAUUUUGCACAUUCAAACAAUUUAAAACUUUAAAAUAAAAUAAAACUUUUAUAUCUACCCUGCUUUUUGUUAAAAUAAAGUGGUUUACAAUAUUAAAAGAAUACAACAAUAUAUACAAAAUAUCCCCCCUUAAAAAAAUUAAACAGUUUAAGGUGGUUUUUACAUAAAUAUUUAAAAUAAUAACUGUGGUUACUGUUAAAUGUAGUGGCCCAGAGUCUCAUCCUUACACAGAUUAGAAUAGUGGGAAGUCAUUCGCCACAUUGUUUUGGACUUGCAGCAUCCUAAUGCAAAAACUGUUGCGUUGCAGGAGACAGUGACAAGCUACUACACUUCAGUGUAUAAAUGUUUUUAUUUGUGCACAUUCACAUGCAGAAAUAGAUGUCCCUAGAGUACAGUAUAUACUCAUGUAUAAGUCUAGAAAUUUUAGUUAAAAAUAUUGGCACCAAAAAGCCUGGGUUGACUUACCGUAUAUACUCGUCUAUAAGACGAAAAAUUUAUGCCCAAAAAUUGAUCCCAAAAUCUUAGGUAGGCUUAUAGACACAUAUAUACGGUAAUGUAGUUCAAAAAAUGGCGGCCGCAGCUCUUUCCGGGGACCGGGGGUUGAUUGGCAGGUCUUUUAGUCCAGGGAGACUGCCCUUAAGAGAAAGGCUGCCUGCCUUCCUUCCCCGCCUGCCUCCCUGGGUCCCCUGGUGCUUGCCUGAGUCGCCAGUGCUCCUGCAGCUGUGUUUUAAAGGGGGGGGGGAACCUAACACUGGCCACAGCUAUGGCUGGGAGAAGCCAGCUUGCCUGAUUUCACCAGCACUAUGAAAAAGAAACAGGGAGAGCUCAGUGGUUCCCAAACUCUGUUCUUCCAGGGAUUUUGGACUUUGACUCCCAUAAUCCAAGGCCAUUAGCUAAGAGGGCUGAGGCUUCUGGGAGUUGAAGUCCAAAAACCUGGAGGAGCAAAGUUUGGGAACCACUGUGCUCUGUUCUUAAAGGGGCAGAAACUUAACACUUGCUGGAGAGCCCAGACUGAAAGGGAGGGGGGAAAGGAGCCUCUCUUUAACUCUUUCCUCCAAAAUAUACAAAGGAACAAACAAAUCUGAACAACCCUUUGAGUUAGAGAGCCCCAAGGCAGAGGCAUGGGAGAGGGAGCACCGGGGAUGGCAGGAGAGAUGGCUCUUUGGAGCUUGCCCUCACAGGGCACCAAAAAGCAAGCAGAGCAGCAGGGACAUCUCAGGGGCAGCAGCCACUGAAAAGAGUACCAAGAGGCAAGUGGAGCAGAGGAACAGUGACUGCACGUUCAACUUAUCCACGGGUCAUAUUAAAAUCCAUAAUGUUGGCCUCCAAACCCCACCUUAACUUAUACAUGAGGUCGACUUAUACACGAGUAUAUACGGUAUCUAUGGGUCAAUGUAAGUACUGUAUUUUAACUCUUUGUUUUAAAAAAGGAAACAUCCCCCGCAGAAAGCCAAGAGUGUAAUCUGUCCUGGAAGCACUUACUUCCCCCCAGCUCUACUCUCACAUCCAUCUAACCUUUAGGGUCAGCACAAACAGUUAUGCCUGUUGGAACUUUGUAAGUUUUUUGGCAUCAUUUUCCUUUGCUUCAUCCUUUAGAUUCUUUGUUACAUGACAGUAGGUUUUACCCUCCACUUAUUCAUGGGUCAUCUCAAAAUCCAUAAUUUUCUCUCCAGAACCUGCCCUCAAAUUAUACAUGAGGUUAACUUAUAGUCAAGUAUAUAUGUUAUGUGGUUUGCAGGUUACAACUUUGAUUAAGUCUUGUAUUUCAUACACAGUUUAAAAGGUUUCAGCAUUACAGAUAACACAUACUCAGAUUUUUUAAAAAUAUAUUUAACAACAAAGGAGCAGCAGUCAUGGUUGGUUUCGAUGCAGAUGGUAUUAUGAAGGAAGUAAACAUCUGCAUCAUGAGUGGGCAAGGAUUGAGCCCAUGCAGGCUCACCACCUCUUUUCCUAGCUUUCCAUGAGCUCUCUGACAUUGCUAAAUUUGCUGUAACCACAAAAAAGCUAUGCUUUGCCUUGUGAAGUGACUUUUUUAAAAAGUGGGGGCUUCUUCCCCUCCCCCCCCCCCCCAUUUGAAACAAGUUAUAUAUUUCCCAUCCAUCUUAGUUUUGCCAUUGGAAGCUCUUCAGAAGCACAAAUCUGUUUUUAAACAAGGAACUUGGGAAGUACAUGCCUUUGUUUGAAGGGAGACAAGGAACUUUUAAAGGAAAAUACAUUUUUUCACCAUUGUAGCAACAAAAGGCGUGUAUGCUGCCCUCAGUGGAUUUGUAUAAGGAAGGUGGGUUAAGGCAAAACAGCUCCUUAAGAUGGGGAGGUUGUCUAUUGUGUUUUCCACUAUUCUGGGAGCUGAUGGUGAAGACAAUUAUUUCAACAGGUAAUUGGUAAUUAUAAGGGUUUUUUGCAUCUUAAAACAAUACGUUUAUAUAGGGUCCCAUAUAUUUGUUUUUAAAAUUGUCCGUAUAAAAACUUAGGAUGAAGGUUCUUGAAAAGGCAAUGAUCAAAUAAAUAAAUUUUGGCUAUGAUUUUGUUCAGUUGUUUAUCAAUGGUAAACAUCAACAGAAGUAACACUGCCUUGUUUGUGCUGUGUUGGUAACGUUAGAAAUUACCAACACCCUUGUUGAAAGGGUGAAUGUCUUGGAAGAAAUAGAAAGGUUUGUUUAUUCAUCUUAUUUAUAAAAAAAAAUUAUAUCCCAUUCUUUCUCUAAAGAUCUCAGGGUAACUUAAAAUCAAACUGACCAAUUUAAAACAAAGUAAACAAUAAAAAUGAUUUCAGAAGGCUAAAAAUAUAUUAAACAAAUUA